GUUCCUGGUAAGAUCCGUAAUAAACUGUAUAUAAGAGCUGGUGUUUCUCUGGUUCAGCAGCUCCAGACAGGACGACUGAAGCUACAGACGCUGAGAAGGAAGAAGAGAAGAUCGUUCUGCAGCAGGUAAUCAUCAUCUUCAACAUCUGCAUCAUCUCCACCAUGAAGACGCUGACUCUGUCUGCACUUCUUUGUGCCAUGAUGGCUCUGACCAGAGCUGCUGCUCUUCCAGACGCAGAGGAUGAACCUGGGACAGAGGGAACUGCUGUCCAAGACACAGAGGCUGGAAACUGGACCGACUCAUUCACUCCAGGAGAGAGUCAUACUGACAAGAGGUCCGUAUCUUGUCCCAGUGGUUGGACUGCUUUUAACGAUCGUUGUUUCCUCUACGUUCCACGAUCCACGAGUUGGGCUGUGGCUGAGAGAAACUGUAUGUCCAUGGGUGGACACCUUGCAUCUGUACACAACAUCCAGGAGUACCAUCAGAUUCAGACAUUGAUAUCGAGCGCCACUCAUUAUCAAGGAUUAACAUGGAUUGGGGGAUCUGAUGGACAACAGGAGUAUUAUUGGUUCUGGAGUGACGGAACGUCUUUCGACUUUUCUCAGUGGUGUCCUGGAGAGCCUAAUAACUAUUUAGGUCAUCAGAACUGUGCAGUUGUUAAUCAUUCAGAUCAGAAAUGCUGGGAUGACGUUUGGUGUGAUUGGCAGCUCCCAUCUGUCUGUGUCAGAAACGGCUGAUAAACACGUGAAGAACGUGUCAAAAACACAAACACUGAUCAAUUUGUGUUUGUCUGUCUGCGAGGAAACUCUCUCUUCAGCCUACAGUCUCAUAUUUGACCUGAAGGCUCUAUAUCUCAUUUCAUAUCUUCUUUAUCAUAUUUUCUUCUCUAUCGCUGUAACGCUACUUAAGGAACGAAGCGACACGAGACAUAAACAGCAGCUGGAUCGUCUCUGUCUCUUUAAUACGAGCAGACUGAAUGUGUAAUGAAAAGAAAGCUUUUAGCACAACUUUAUUCUGCAGAGUGAACUGUUCUUUCUUGUCUUAAGCAAAAUUAAAAGUCUCAAGCAUUGAAAAAA
Micropterus salmoides (largemouth bass) is the source of this 1076-nucleotide messenger RNA. Its product is annotated as type-2 ice-structuring protein-like. Gene Ontology annotation, molecular function: signaling receptor activity. The record is from RefSeq and is a predicted model, not a curated record. Bases 162 to 737 code for a protein of 191 amino acids. NCBI's taxonomy places the organism in Eukaryota, Metazoa, Chordata, Actinopteri, Centrarchiformes, Centrarchidae. The transcript is spliced from 8 exons.